UGGAAGAAUUGCAGCCAAAAAGCCAAACCUCUGACGUAGAAACAAGGCUAAACUGCUCAACUAUACACAUGAACCAGGGAAGGACUGACAACUCAUGGGGCCCCCGGGCAAUAGGGGAUCAUGGGGCCCCUGUGUCCUUGCCCAAUCUCAAAAAAGCCUAUGAAAAAGGUACCAGGGGCAUCUCAUGGGGCCCCCUACUGACCCCGGGUUCUCGGGCAGUGCCUGAGUUUCCAAAUUGUCAGUCCGCCCCUGGUUCU
Molecule: messenger RNA, 257 nt
Organism: Staurois parvus
Lineage: Eukaryota; Metazoa; Chordata; Amphibia; Anura; Ranidae
Source: the annotation of a GenBank genome assembly